This is a messenger RNA of Mytilus californianus (California mussel), 698 nucleotides long. RefSeq lists its product as uncharacterized. The record is from RefSeq and is a predicted model, not a curated record. The transcript has 5 exons. Bases 150 to 698 code for a protein of 182 amino acids. Lineage: Eukaryota; Metazoa; Mollusca; Bivalvia; Mytilida; Mytilidae.
UUUGAAUGUAUCAAUACAUGAAUGAAGUUUGUAUGCCUGACUGAUCUAGCUUAACAUAUUUACGAAAUGUAAAACGGAUGUAUACACAAACGGUAUGUCAUGUACUUCCCGGUUAACAACGAACACAACGUCAUGUUGAUCUGGUAACAAUGAAGAUGAGUUUAAAGCUAGAACUACUUUCAAUUAUCAUUGAGACCGUCAUUGUGACAGUAGCAGCGCAAAUAAAUCUUGCACCACAGGGAGUAGCGGUACAACGCACAGAUUAUCUAGAUCGUUACGCAAAUCUUGCAAUAAAAGGACCUGCAAAUAAUGAAUGGGCCGACGGAUGUUCUGCAACAAAUGCAGGACAAUUUUACGCAUGGUGGGGCCUACAACUUCCAGCAGUUGCUCAUAUGACAAACAUUGUGAUUUAUUACCGGAAAAAUUUUGCACAUCGUAUGGAUCAGUUUCGUGUGUAUCUAGAGAAUGGAACUGCAGACCAAAGUAGCGAUCUUGGUCUCUGCUACACAGACAAAGGAAUACCUGGCUAUCCUGCCAUUACUCAAAACAUAACUUGUAAUAUGCUUGCCAAAAAUAUGUAUUUCGUCAACAGAAGAAACAAUGUGGAAUGCUUUGUUGAAUUGUGCUACAUAGCAAUCUAUGGUAAAGAUGCUGGAAAGGUACAUGGGGAAGAAACUGUACAGAAUUAUGCCCGCUGA